UCUUUUGAACGCAGAAGAGAAGUUAAAAGAAAACCCUAGAAAUAUAAAAAGGGUCUCCGGCGGUUCGAGAGAGGCUUCAUUUGUUAGUGAAGAUGUCGGACGAAGAGCACCAGUUUGAAUCAAAGGCAGAUGCCGGAGCUUCCAAAACUUACCCUCAACAAGCUGGUACUAUCCGUAAGAACGGUUACAUUGUCAUCAAAUCCCGUCCUUGCAAGGUUGUGGAAGUCUCAACUUCCAAGACUGGCAAGCAUGGACACGCCAAAUGUCACUUUGUUGCAAUUGAUAUCUUCACUGGCAAGAAACUUGAGGAUAUUGUUCCCUCUUCACACAAUUGUGAUGUCCCCCAUGUUAAUCGUACAGAUUACCAGCUUAUUGACAUCUCCGAGGAUGGAUUUGUGAGUCUCCUCACUGACAAUGGUAAUACUAAGGAUGACCUGAGGCUUCCAACAGAUGAGAGUCUUCUUACACAGAUCAAGGAUGGAUUCGCCGAGGGUAAAGACCUUGUUGUGUCUGUCAUGUCUGCCAUGGGUGAGGAGCAGAUUAAUGCACUGAAGGAUAUUGGUCCAAAGUAAAUAUGUUAAGGGAGAGGAGGAGGGAUAUGACAGUAGCGGAAACAGAAUACGGGACCAGCUUGUUUGAGAACAUCUACUUCUACUUAGUGUUCUUGAUACUGUUUGAUCCCAUAUCGAUAGUCCUUGAUUUGUUGGAAUUUUAUCUGUUUGUGUUUUAAAUGUUUUCAAAUGUGGGGUGGGAGAAGUUAAUCUGGCAUUAUACACAAUUUUGCACCUUUUGUUUUUAUGGAGCUAGAAAUUGUCAUAUUAAGCAUUAAGAUCGUUGUAAUUCUAUUUUCCUGCAUCUACAUCAGGUUAACCUCUUCUUUUCUUAA
Molecule: messenger RNA, 886 nt
Organism: Solanum dulcamara
Lineage: Eukaryota; Viridiplantae; Streptophyta; Magnoliopsida; Solanales; Solanaceae
Product: eukaryotic translation initiation factor 5A-4-like
Exons: 5
Coding region: 93-572 (159 amino acids)
Biological process (GO): positive regulation of translational termination; positive regulation of translational elongation
Molecular function (GO): RNA binding; ribosome binding; translation elongation factor activity
Source: RefSeq, a predicted model, not a curated record